GCAUUCUCUUCUUCCUCAGGGCCAAGCUCACUACGCUUCCCGUGCGGCGAGGAGCCCCGGCCGGCUCCGGCAUCGAAACCAACCUCAGUUAGUAAGGCUCGCGCACAAUGACCAACAAGGCCGCCACCGCCAGCAUCAUCGCCGCCGUGGGCGUCGUGGCCGUCAUCGGCACGAUCGCCGCGGUCACCACGUCCAAGAAGGCCAGCGACGAUGGUGGCAACAUGUCCACCAGCAUCAAGCUCUCCCAGCUCUGCUCCUCCACGCUGUACCCGGCCAAGUGCGAGAACAGCCUCACCCCCGUCGUCAACGAGUCCUCCAACCCGGAGGAGGUCCUCCGGGCCGCGCUCCAGGUGGCCAUGAACGAGAUCGGCGCUGCCUUCGCCAAAUACACCGACGUCGGCAAGGGCGCCGCCGACAAGAUCACCUUGAGCGCCAUCGGCGAGUGCAAGAAGCUGCUCGACGACGCCAUCGUGGACCUCAAAGACAUGGCCGGCCUCAGGGCCGACCAGGUCGUCGUCCAGGUCAACGACCUCAGGGUCUGGAUCUCCGGCGUCAUGACCUAUAUCUACACCUGCGCCGAUGGCUUCGACAAGCCGGAGCUCAAGCAUGCCAUGGACAAGCUGCUGAGGAACUCCACAGAGCUCAGCAGCAACGCCCUGGCUAUCAUCACCCGCGUCGGCCAGGUGCUGGCGACGGAGGUUGUCGGCACGAUCGAAGACCUGCCCAACAGCCACCGCCGCAAGCUGCUGUCCGCCGGCGUCUUCCCGGAGUGGGUGUCGUCCCACACCCGGAGGCUCCUCCAGAUUCCCGGCGGGCUGCAGAAGCCCAACGCGGUGGUGGCCGCGGACGGGAGCGGCAACUUCAAGACCAUCACGGAGGCCCUCAACUCCGUGCCCAAGAAGUCCACCGCACGCUUCGUCAUCUACGUCAAGGCCGGCGAAUACAAGGAGUACGUCACCGUCAGCAAGGACCAGGCCAACGUCUUCAUGUACGGAGACGGGCCGACCAAGACCCGGGUCAUCGGCGACAAGAGCAACAAGGGAGGCUUCGCCACCAUUGCCACCCGCACCUUCUCGGCGGAGGGGAACGGGUUCAUCUGCAAGUCGAUGGGAUUCGUGAACACGGCGGGGCCGGACGGGCACCAGGCGGUGGCGCUGCACGUGCAGGGGGACAUGUCGGUGUUCUUCAACUGCAGGUUCGAGGGGUACCAGGACACCCUGUACGUGCACGCCAACCGGCAGUUCUUCCGCAACUGCGAGGUGUUGGGCACCAUCGACUUCAUCUUCGGCAACUCGGCGGCGGUGUUCCAGAACUGCCUCAUGACGGUGCGGAAGCCCAUGGAAAGCCAGGGCAAUAUGGUGACCGCGCACGGGCGCACGGACCCCAACAUGCCCACCGGCAUCGUGCUCCAGGGGUGCAAGAUCGUGCCGGAGGACGCGCUGUUCCCCGUCAGGCAGACGGUCCCCAGCUACCUCGGACGGCCGUGGAAGGAAUACUCGAGGACGGUGAUCAUGGAGAGCACCAUCGGCGACCUCAUCAAGCCCGAGGGGUGGUCGGAGUGGAUGGGUGACCUCGGGCUCAAGACGCUCUACUACGCCGAGUACGCCAACACCGGGCCCGGCGCCGGGACAAGCAAGAGGGUGACCUGGCCGGGGUACCGUGUCAUCGGACAGGCUGAGGCCACGCAGUUCACCGCCGGCGUGUUCAUCGACGGCAUGAGCUGGCUCAAGAACACCGGCACGCCUAACGUUAUGGGCUUCAUCAAAUGAUCGAGCCAGUUUGCCGGCCAUUUGACUCCGGCCGCGUGCAUGCAUGCAUGCGCUCGUCCGGUGGAUGCUCGACGAGACACGUGGAGUUUUAGGAAGAAAUUAAGGAAGGAGACAUAAAGCAAGAUCUGUUUGUGUAUUAUUUGUACAGAAGUGCAAAAGCAGUUCAAGCAAAAGAAUUUCUCUGUGUAAUGUAAUUGAUUAGAACAUUUCAACAUGGCUUGAUGUAUCUUUUUUUUGUCCACACUUAUACUGUCUAACGAAAUUGAAGGGAAAUAGCAUUGGAUAUAAACAUGAGCUUACUUGAUAGGAGUGGCAUGUUCUUCUUUUCUUUUCACUAGAUAUAAAACGCAUGCAGUAUUUUGCCUGAUAUAGAUCAAAUCACGGAGUAUAUAUACUAUCAAGCAAAAAGAUUUUGCCAUUUAUACAUUUUCUUUGGCACAUUUUGUACAAGUUUGUUGUAGCAAAAACUUGGAACUAUAGAUGAUCUAAACAUCCAAAUCAGGCUAGGGCACACCCGUGCAAGCGAGAGGAUAAAUGGGUGCUAGAAGUGAGAGGUGGGGUCGCUAGGAUGCCAGAUCGAUCGAGUCGUACAGAAGCGAUUUGCGUAUUGGAAGUUUGGAACU
Molecule: messenger RNA, 2392 nt
Organism: Aegilops tauschii subsp. strangulata
Lineage: Eukaryota; Viridiplantae; Streptophyta; Magnoliopsida; Poales; Poaceae
Product: pectinesterase-like
Biological process (GO): cell wall modification
Molecular function (GO): enzyme inhibitor activity; pectinesterase activity
Source: RefSeq, a predicted model, not a curated record